AAAAAUCCUCGACACGCGUCGUAUAUUCUCUCACUGCGUGAAAUUAAGUUCCACUGUUAAUUUGACCAAAUUGUCUUUUUUUGAAGAAAAAGUCUCUCAACGCACAAAACGGAACAAUUAAUAACCUAAAUUGCAAUAUGUCAGUGGUGGGGCAUUUAAUAUGAACUACAGAUCCCCUGGUGCACCUGUAUCAGCUAUCAGUAUGCGCGCGCACCCUUUCCUCAGGCUGCUGCUGCGUUUGUAGAUUCAUAAACAAACCAUCUACAGUUAGCUGCACGGUGAUGGGGCUGACGAGGAGAUCCAGAUGAGUGUGAGAGCUGCUGAAGAGCGUUGUCACUCCUGAACACGGCUUCAGUUUAUAUUUGGCUUAAAGGAGACGCAACAAAGCGCACAAAAUGGCUGUUCCCCGGGCCUGGGCGAACAAGUAGGUUUACUAUAGCUUUAAGAACGAGAAAAUAGUGUCUGCUUCUUUAAAAUUAUAUCGGUUUUAGCUGAAUAGAUAAUUAAGAAAAGUUUUAAGUUCCCAAUGAAUAAAUGUACGAAUUUAAUUUGCGACGAAUCCGAGAGAAAAUGCACGAGUGCUGGAUAAGGGCCGCUUGCAGCGAAAGCGUCUUUAAAGCAGACGUGCCGAGUUAUUUCUCACUUUGCGUGUGAACCUGCUUGACUUAAGGGGCGAUUCGAGGUCGGACAUAUACCCGCCGCGGUGAUGGAACCAGCCGGCAACAGAGCCGAGGAUGUAAAUAGAGACGAAGAGCCGCGGGAGGACAAGGCCGCGGAGCAGACCCCGGCCACCAGUACGGCCGGUACGCCGCGGAGGGCCCUCAGAGAGCGGGGAGCGGGCCGACCCAGGGUGGGCGUCCCCCCCGCCGCGGAGGUUAACGGAGCCGCGUCGACCGCGCAGGUCUCCGGGCGGGUUCUGAGGGACAGGUCAACCAGGGCAGUGCCGGCCUGGCUCAAGGACUCGAAAAGCGACGAGGACGAAGACGAGCCGAGUCCGGACAGCAGCGCGACCACCAAGCGGAGGAAAGUUCCCAGCUCCAGGCGCAGGAAAGGGCUCGACUCGGCGGGUCAGGUGGAAGCCGGAGAGGGGCUCCCAGGAGACAGCCUUCAGGGCACAGAUUCAGAAGACCCGAAGGGACCUGCCUCAGAUGUUCAAGCUCCUCCUCCCAAACGAUCCCCGGCCCAGAAUAAUGCCCGGCCAGCAGCUGGCAGGGCCGCCCGUAGCUCUGCCAAGCCCGUGUGUAAGACCGAACCUGAAAUUGAGACUCCAUCUGCAGUGGAGGAAGAGAGCACCGAUAAAGAGCAGUCUCACAAUGAAAAGAAAGAGGAGGACAGCGAGGCGGUAGCAGACCAGGUCCUGGAUAGCGAAGACCUUCCCUAUCAGGAGGACCCCGACGAUUUCAGCUUCCAGCCACAGAGUCAGAGCAGUGUUGAAGAGGAGGAGGCUCUCAGCAGUGAUGAAGACGUUCCCUUUAGAGACGACUUAAACGAUCAGAGCUACGACCCGAGGGCUGAACGGUUUCUGGACCUUCCUAAACCAAAGCGCAAAGUUCCUCCAAGGCAGAAGGACAAGAAAGAAAAGGAUAAGGCACCUAAAAAGGAAAAAGAGGCUUCUGAGAUCAAAGUAGAGGGUUCAGAUAACGUGGAGAUGGUGCAAGAGGAGGUGAAGCUGGAGGAGGAGACAGCAGAAGAUCCAGAUGGACCAAGGAAGAGAGGCCGUAGGAAAAAAGACGACAAAACCCCCCGACUGCCGAAGAGGCGGAAGAAGCCGCCUGUGCAGUAUGUGCGCUGCGAGAUGGAAGGAUGUGGGACGGUGCUGGCUCAUCCUCGCUACCUCCAGCAUCAUAUAAAGUAUCAGCACUUACUCAAGAAGAAGUACGUUUGUCCUCACCCGUCGUGUGGGAGGCUGUUCCGCCUACAGAAGCAGCUGCUGCGUCACGCCAAGCACCAUACAGACCAGAGAGAUUAUAUCUGCGAGUUUUGUGCCCGGGCCUUCAAGAGCUCCCACAACCUGGCUGUUCACCGCAUGAUCCACACGGGAGAGAAGCCUCUACAAUGCGAGAUCUGUGGCUUCACCUGCCGCCAGAAGGCGUCCCUCAACUGGCACAUGAAGAAGCACGACGCCGACGCCACCUACCAGUUCUCCUGCUCCAUUUGCGGCAAGAAGUUUGAGAAGAAGGACUGCGUGGUGGCCCACAAGGCCAAGAGCCACCCCGAGGUGCUGAUCGCCGAGGCGCUGGCGGCCAACGCCGGCGCCCUCAUCACCACGCCGCCGUCUCUGCUGGAGCUGCCCGGCAACCCCGUGCAAGCGGAGGCGACGGGCGCGGACAUGAGCCACGCCGGGCACGACGGCGAGCUGGACCAGCUGGGCCAGCACAUGGCCCAACAGGUGAGCCCUCAGGUGGUGUUACUGGGGCAGGAACCGAGCCUCCACACCAUGCAGGUGCCCGUGACGAUAGCCCUGACCCCCAUCGACCCCCCGUCUCCGGCCGACAACCAGCAGCAGACGCACGUCCAGCUCCAGAUGCCCGUCCAGUUCGUGCAGGCCGGCCAGCAGCUGCAGCAGCAGCUGGCCCUCCACCCCGGCUCCGUGGUGACCCAGCACCAGCCGCAGCUCCAGCCCAUGCAGCCGUACCCCUCCCACCCGGACGGCCAGGGUCAGACGCAAAUCCUGCAGAUGACCUUCCAGCCCGUGGGCCAGUCGCAGAGCCACGUUCACCAGAUCCCCAUCCUGGCCGGCUCCCAGCAGCUGCAGACCAUGCAGACGGCCGCUCACAGCCCCCCGCUUUUGUCCGCCGCCUCCCACCCCCAGGACCCGUCGUCCGCCAACGGGAACGCCCUUUUCCUGGACAAUCCGCCGCUGUCCUCCUCCUCCUCCGCCGCCCCGCCGUGCGGCUCGCUCCAUCAACCGGAAGCGGCGGGGGAGAGCUGCGCGGCGUGGGAGCCCGCGCGGCCGGGGGAGGCUCAGGCCGAAGGCGGCGAGGCGCACGUGCAGCAGGUCAUCAUAUAAAACCAGCCGGGGGCCGCGCGCGAAGACGAGGACACGCUGGCCGAAGAACGGCCCGAGACAAACGUAGGAUCACAGAUGUAUGUGCUGCUCACCCGUCGUCUGACUUGGUAGCUUUUUUAGAGUUUCCGUAUCAGGGAGAGAGGUGUCUGUGUACGUCUGUCGCCUUUGUACAUUACAGUCCUGUAACUAGCUGUUUGAGUUUGUGUGUUGAUGAGUUUAGGUUCCAGUUAUGCAAUAAUAUAUCAACCCCCCCCCCCCUUUUUUUUUUCUGAGAAGGUUGCUGAACAUGUGGCAAACAGAAAGCUGGACUACAUUAAUUUAAUUGACCAAACCUAUUAUUUUUAGCCUUUAUUGUAGAAGGUUAAGGAGAA
Messenger RNA from Fundulus heteroclitus (mummichog), 3381 nucleotides. It is a transcript of the gene zfp91, whose product is annotated as E3 ubiquitin-protein ligase ZFP91. The transcript is spliced from 12 exons. Gene Ontology annotation, cellular component: nucleus. Lineage: Eukaryota; Metazoa; Chordata; Actinopteri; Cyprinodontiformes; Fundulidae. The coding region runs from base 707 to 3010 and encodes 767 amino acids. Gene Ontology annotation, molecular function: transcription coregulator activity. Gene Ontology annotation, biological process: regulation of transcription by RNA polymerase II. The record is from RefSeq and is a predicted model, not a curated record.